Messenger RNA from Acanthaster planci (crown-of-thorns starfish), 2450 nucleotides. Its product is annotated as E3 ubiquitin-protein ligase RNFT2-like. Gene Ontology annotation, molecular function: metal ion binding; ubiquitin protein ligase activity. Gene Ontology annotation, biological process: positive regulation of ERAD pathway. NCBI's taxonomy places the organism in Eukaryota, Metazoa, Echinodermata, Asteroidea, Valvatida, Acanthasteridae. The record is from RefSeq and is a predicted model, not a curated record.
CGGUGACUCAGUGGGUUAAAGGCAAUUUAUUACUAGUGUCAUGGAAGCAACGUGGGGUGCUUGCAUCACACAGCUAAAAAGAUGUCGGGAAACGGUCGUGUCGUAUUGAAUUUAAACCCACUGUUAGAAGUAUAUUCAGUCACUGUACUAUUCAUCGGAAUGCAGGCAGCCUUUUCCAUCUUUAACUGCAUAGUCAAAAAGCAAGUUUCUUGCUGGGACGAGCGAAACCUCAGGUCCGUGAUCGCAACGUUUCUUCUUCUUUGCUUGAUCGUGUACUCGGUGCACCGCUUCUUCUUUGGUCACCUGAUUCUGCAAAGUUUGUCAUUCACAACUUACAGCUUCGAUGAACUGAGCUUAUGGACUGUGUUCGUUGUGGUCUAUGCCAUCGGAAUUACGGAUUAUGUCAUCUCAUACGUCGCCAUGGCAACCAAGUGCGUGGUCAUCGCUCUUCCAAGAGCUUGCCUGAGCUUCGAAAGAAGAGGUCGAUUCUUCCAGUUCAUUGAAAGUCUUUAUCAGCUCUACCAGUUUUUGAUCCCCCUUCCUCUCUGGAUAUCAUUUGUAUCAGACAGCACCGGCUUGUACUGGUUUAUCGGUGGUGUGUUGGGCUCAUUGUAUGUCAUUUGGAAGCUCUUCGAGACGUAUCACAAGCUUUGCAAGUGUAAAGCUUUUUUUAAAAGUAUCUUGCAACAUUCGCCUUACGGUAGUCGGCCUAGUUACGAGCGUAUGCAAGAAGAACAGACGUGUCCCAUAUGCCUAGAUAACUUCAGUAAUCCAGUUGAGAUACCCUGCAUGCACAUCUUCUGUGAGGAGUGUGUGACCAGAUGGUUUGACACCGGUAAAAACACCUGUCCGAUUUGCAUGGCCAGGGUUGCAUACAGUCGCGAGUGGCGGGAUGGUUCCACAUCCAACAACUUUCCCUGGUUCUGAUAUCUGGCUUGCUGACCUUACACGAUAACAGAUGAACAAAGGAAGGAAUUUUGUUUCCUGUCUUUUUAUAAAAAAUGAAAGAUUUCUUAGAAUGCGUUCACAGGCGCGCACACAAAGACUGUAUAAAAACAAAUACACACGACACUGAAUAAAGAACAGCCAACACUGAGACGGUGAGAUGGGAUGUAGAAAGGGGAGGGUCGGGGAGGGGGAGGUGGGGAGAAAACUAAAAAUGGGACCAUGGGGAGUGAAAAAGAAAAGGAAGGAGAGGUCUGUAGGUAAGGAAAGUAAUGUGCACAGGCCUAAGGAAGGGAAGGCUGGGGGGGUAGGGAGGGCUUUGAGAGGAAGGAAGGGGUGGGAAGAACCAAGGACAGAAAAGGGAUGGUAGAGGCCAGAGAAAAGGAAGGGGACGGGGCCUCGGCGGAAAGGAAAGAGGAAAGUGGGGAAUAAAACUCAAAUCCAACAAUCUCAAGACAUUGCGACUUAACUGCUGUUCUUGGAAGGCAUUGAGCGAAUUUGCCCCAAACACAUCGCACAUCCCAUAUAACGGCGGUUGUGGGUGGACGAAAUUCUGGAGACAAAACCCUGCUUAGUCGCCUUAACAUGGCCCCGAAGUUAAGACACACUAGAUUUGGUUGCUACUAGUAGCAGUCUCAGUUUGAUGAACAAGAAUAGAUAUAUAAUUAAAAAGGUAAGAAAAAGAAAUUGUGGAUGUGUUUGUAUGAAUAUGUUUGCACAAAACUUGUGAAGGCAGAGUUUUGUAUAUUGCUUGAGGUAUCAGCUGAGAAUUCAUCAGGACACUAUAGAAAAAUUUAAGGUGCCAGGUGUGGACUGCUUCAAUACAUUUAGAAUAUAUCUUAGGAUACAGCAGGAGAACUGGGGAAGGAACUCUCCCCUCCCCCAUCUCGCUUGUACAAAUAUUUCGACGUCUAGAGACUAGGUAACGAAUGGGAACCAGUCUAGCACAUUUGUUAAAGGAACCUUUCCAUAGACAUUUUCUCGGGGUGUCAUGUACACGUACAUGUAUGCGGAAGUGGCAGAGAGUGUUCAUGUACACAGUAAAUGGUGCGGAACAUGUAGGCUCCCAACACCUAAUGAGUACCUGGCUAACGACACUUGGUGAUGACAAACACCGGUCUUUUUUAUCCACAGACAUAAUUAUAAACGCAUGACCGGAAGAGCGCAUUCCAAACCGUCAUGGACAUUCUGUGAUCUGUGCGGCACCCGAUGGGCAAAUUAACAUUGCGCUAUGGUCUUCAAACUGGACAAAGACACAAAUGCAUGAAGCAAGAUAUGGGACGGAGAGCGCCCCCUCCCCAUUUUUAUGUUGGUUAUUGUUUGAUCGGAAUCGCAUGAAUUCUUCACAGACAGAGUGUGUAUAGGUAUUGGACAUGUAAAGGGGGUACCCCUCCGUCCCAUAUCUUGUUGGGUAGAACGAAAUGCAUGAGUAGACUGGUUCCCGUUCCGUACGUAGUCUCCAGACGUCGUACAGACGUCCUGCGAACUUAUACAUGUAUGUACUG